AUGAACCAGACAAAGUACUCCGACCGCCAGGUCCCCUCAAUUUCACUUGCAGACUUCGAGAACCGCAUCGAUGAGAUCACAACCCAGCUCGUCGACGCCUCCGAGAACGUCGGCUUCUUCUGUCUCACCGACCAUGGCAUUACCCGCGAACAAGUCGACACCAUAUUCGACAACUCUGCAGCCUUCUUCUCUCUUCCAGACGAGACCAAAGCACAAGUGCCCUUCUCCGCAACGCACAACGCCGGCUGGGAGAAGAACGCCCAGAUAAGGCCCUCCACAGGAGCAGCAGAUCAGAAGGAGUCUUAUCAAAUGCAAUUUGGCGCCAACAUGAAAGGCCGCUGGCUCGACGAAGAAACCCUUCCGGGAUUCCGUACCCAAGCCCUGGACUUCAUGAGACUAGCCCAGACCGUCUCCGAGAAGCUAAUGAUCUGCUUCGCACGCGGCCUAGGCUUCCCCGACAAUUACUUCAUCGACGCACACGAUAUCAGCGAGCCAGACUCCCAGACCGUUGGCCGUCUACUGCACUACUUCCCAACCCCCGAAACCAACGACGGUGUCAUCCGCCACCGCGCCGGCGCCCACUGCGACUGGGACUUCGUCACCCUCCUCUUCCAAAAAGCCGGCCAAUCUGGCCUAGAGAUCUGCCCAGGUCGCGAAGCCACCUCCAAGUUCGGCGUGUCGGACAUCUGGACCAAAGUCGAACCGGACCCCGAAUCCAACAGUAUCAUCUGCAAUAUCGGCGACCUCUUAAUGUCCUGGUCCGAUGAUCGCUUCAAGUCGACGCUGCAUCGUGUAAAGGCGCCUUGCGAGCCUGGUGAUUUCUAUGGCGAGAGAUACAGUAUUGCGUUCUUCAAUCAGCCAAGGAAGAGUGCGAAGAUUCAGGGGCCGAAUAGGAAGUAUCCAAUGCUUACGGGCGAGGAGUUCACAAGGAAUGCGAUGCAGAGGAAUUUCAAGGCUGUGUUGGAGGCGAAAGAGAAGAAGGAGGGUGAACGGCUCGCGGCGUUGCAGGGUCCUCCGGCGGUUUCCUCUGUGGUUUCGGUCGGUGCUUGA
Messenger RNA from Cyphellophora attinorum, 1050 nucleotides. RefSeq lists its product as uncharacterized. Gene Ontology annotation, molecular function: dioxygenase activity. The record is from RefSeq and is a predicted model, not a curated record. The coding region runs from base 1 to 1050 and encodes 349 amino acids. Lineage: Eukaryota; Fungi; Ascomycota; Eurotiomycetes; Chaetothyriales; Cyphellophoraceae. The transcript has a single exon.